CUUUAUCCUUCUCUUCGGCGUUGCUUCUCCACCGUGACGCGUUCACUGAGCUUGCAGUCACAAGAAUUGAGUCAUAGACGACAGAUAAAAAAUUUUAAAUCGCAAAGACAAACAGGAUAACAAAUAUUACUAGAUAUUUGUCAUAAAAUAAGUCAGUGAAAGUUAGUGAGUGAGGUAAGUCAAGUGUUAGGGUGAAUUGACGCAAAAUAGAGCAUAUUGAGGAUACAAACAAAGAGGUGUGAUCAAUGAGACGAGCGGUCGUCAACUCGUUUAGCCAGUAUGUAAUAUGAUAAGAAAGAAAACGUCGGGCCCGAGUGUCCGGGUUGGAUUUUUGAGAGAUGUUUAACUGGCUGGCGCAAUUGGGAGGCACUCGGCUGAUAUAUUUUAUUUUUGGAUCAUGGCUUCUCCUGGGACACCAGGUCCAAGGGGUCCCGGACCCCCCGGAGAUCACCACUCUAAUAGAUACUAAUCGAGGAACAAAAAAGUUUGGAGAUGGCUGCCAAGAGGACUGGGAGUGUGGAUUCGACGGUUCUUUUUGUGAUCCAAGAGUUAAGAGAUGUUAUUGUAGAGAGGAAUUCCAUGCUACAAAUCAUAUCGAUAAGUGUGGUCAUCUUGCCAACGUGAACGAGUCAUGUUUCUUCACGGAACAAUGUGAGUUAAAGGUAUCCCAAACCGAAUGUCGAGAUGGUCGGUGUAUUUGUAAGUUUGAAAAAAUUCCUGUCAUGCAGCCAGGAGGAGUUAUCGAAUGCCUGGCUGAAGUUAAAGAAGAGGAGAGCUUACGCUAUGUCGAUCCAGCAAUGAUUGGUAUUCUAGUAGCGAUGGCACUCAUGUUCAUCAUUAUUUGCGUCGUACUCCGAUUGUUUAGCAAGGCACGUUGGCGUGAAAACCGCACAAUCUUCAACACUCCGAAUGCUCGGCUGAUGAAUGUCUCAUUGCUACGUGACAACAACAAGCUUCUGCAUGCUCAGGAGAGACGUGGGUCGAGAGCUAGUCAACGGGGACCCUCAAGGCAACCCUCCAUGGCAUCGCUAAGAGCCCACUCACCAAAUGGUUCGCAGCAAGGUGCGAAAAGUACUCAGCGAGUCAACAGGUCUCGUGCAGGAUCACGGCGUGGCAGUCGUGGGAGCAGUGGAAAUGCCUCGACAAUAUCAGCCUCAGGCCGUUUAAUUAAAUCACCACCAAACGCCGGCAGCAACAUCACUAAUCCAGUGCUGGAGAACGUCACUGUGGAGAUCACGGAAGCUAAGGCGUAGGCUCUUACUCAUCUUUACGACUCAUCUAAUCUUUAAAUGCUCAUCUUAUUAUCUAAUUAACCCAACGUCAACGAUCAAUGAAUGAGCUCAGAUUAAUUAUGUCGUCAGUAAAUUAACUAACUAAUGCGCUAAUUUGCAUCCUCUUAUUUCAGUCUUAAUCUUCUUUUUAUCAGUAUUUGCCUAAUUUUUGGCUCACUCGAAAACCAAAAACAAACCAUGAUUAAUAGAAUAAUUAAAUAUUGAAAUACUUAAUAAUUAGCUAUUACAAUAAACUAGAGUUUAUUAAUUAUUUUUAAUAUUAACAGUAAAAUCAUCAAUUGUUAAUAUUAGUUAUAAUUAAUAAAAUAUAUAAUAUGAUGAAUGUACUUAAAAAUAUACAUAUAUAUUCGAGAGAAAAGUUUUUUUGUGCCACUUUUUCGUGAACAAAGUAUUAGAAAUUAAAUAAAAAUUUAGGAUUCGUAAUGUCACGUGUGAAAACGAUUUUCAUAAACGAAUGACAAUAUAGAAUCUAGAUAAUUUAAAUUAUGCAGUGCAUACCAUUAUUUGGAGGAUUGUUAUGAAGUUUAUUGAAACACACGAAUGAGGGGACCACACGAAACAGUUCGAAUCAACAUCAUGCCUGGAUUAGAGAAAUUAAUAUUAUUAUUCUUAAUACUGCAUAAUUAUCUAAUAAUUAUCUAGGUAAAUUAAAAGUAUUAAAAAAUAUCUUCAAUACGAAUACAAAAAACUAUAUAUAUUAUAUAUAAACUGACACCUUUUUAUCACUUAAAUCACGAGAUAAAACAAGAUAGUUUCAACUAAAGUGUUUUAUAAUUGAAUUAUAAAACAAUGUUGUAAUUAAAAAAAGAUAAGAAUGAUCAUUUAACGAAUAUGUUAAUGCUAAAAAAAAGAGAGAGAAUAAUAGUUUAAUCAAUAAAAAAGAUAAGACACGAAAUUUAGAAAGUUAGCCAAGAAAAUGUAGAAAAAAAUUUGGAUCUUUAUACACUUUAGGAUGAAUUAUUUAUGAUGAUAUUAUAAAAGUCUAGAUAAAAAUUUAUAUAUGCACAUAAGGUCACAGUAAUCCUCAAUCACUUUACACUCAAAAAUUUAUAUUAGAUUCCCUUUUUUCUAUGAACUAUAUACCUGAUCUAUGGAGUUAGCUAUUAAAUAAAAUAUUUAAAUAGCUCCUUAGUGAUCAAGUUGGUCCAACAUAUACCGAUCAUUUGAAAAAUACUUAUGACGGAAUAAUAAAAAAAAAUGGUAAUACUCCAUUCGUAAUAAUAAUAACCAUAGAUAAGAGAUUACAUCUCUGCAAUCUUUUGCAAUUUAGUGCCUACGCUGUCGCGCA
Chelonus insularis is the source of this 2580-nucleotide messenger RNA. RefSeq names its product julius seizure (gene jus). The record is from RefSeq and is a predicted model, not a curated record. Bases 339 to 1253 code for a protein of 304 amino acids. Lineage: Eukaryota; Metazoa; Arthropoda; Insecta; Hymenoptera; Braconidae. The transcript has 6 exons.